Molecule: messenger RNA, 2240 nt
Organism: Drosophila guanche
Lineage: Eukaryota; Metazoa; Arthropoda; Insecta; Diptera; Drosophilidae
Gene: reb
Exons: 6
Coding region: 507-1811 (434 amino acids)
Biological process (GO): regulation of DNA-templated transcription
Molecular function (GO): protein binding
Source: RefSeq, a predicted model, not a curated record
UUCGCCAGUUGAAAUACACAGCUUGCGGCGAGCGGUUCUUGCGCGCGCUUCUACCACGCCUAACUCCACAGCGAGCGACUUACUAACCAACCAACAGCAGAGCCUCAGCAGCCAGCAGCAGCAGCAGCAGACGAACGUCGCGUCUGAGUCGCGUUAGCAGAGUUCUGAGAGUGCAAAAACCAAAAACAAGAAUAGAAACAAAUUUAACAAAAGACAAACCCCACGUAUUACUUAACGAAUUUAACGCAACACAACACACACACACAAAAUAUAAAAGUUAAGCGUGUAAUUGUGUGGAGAAACUUGGUCCAGUGAUUGAUUGGUGUCUCCGAUUGGUGGGCGUUGCGAGCCGAGUGCUGAAUCAGACUCAAGAAUCAAACCCCCAACCCAAAGAACAAACAGUGAAUUAUUUGGAUACAAAGUGACAACGAACGGACACUGCGCAUUGCACAUUGCAAGCAGGACAGAGGAAACGCCAGCAGCCAAACAAACACACACACACAAAAAUGAUUUCACGCCGCAAGAUCAUAUCGCGUUCGCUGGACAAUUUGGAUGCCAUCGGGCAAGAUGAGCAGGAGGAAGACGUCUGGCACGAUCGCGAGAAACUGUUCAGGGAUCACAUCAAUGAGGUUCUGGCCAAGUGGGAGCAAAUCGACGAUGAGAUCUGGGCCAAGAUUAUUGUCUUUGAGAAGAAUCGACGCGUGGCCAAGGCCUAUGCGCGCUCCUCUGUGAUAACCAUUAAUGGGUCCAAGAACGGCUUCGAUGGUGUGCGCAUUGGGCUGAAUGGCUUCGAGAAUCCCAUGCGCGACUCCGAGACGAAGGUCAUCAAGAAGUCCAUUGGCGAUGGCUUCAAGGUCAAAAUGGACGAAAUAGGCAACAUAUUCAUCAAGCGUUAUGGCAAGAGCAACAUCUUCGUGAACAACACAUCGGGUGGCAAUGAGGAGACGGUCAUUGGCGGUGACAUUAUGCAGAUGCCGCAGAUGUCCCUCAGCGGCGGCACCUCCGCCAAGCUGUUCGACAUGAAGAAGUUCCAGACGAACAUUAAUCGAGAGUUUGCUCGCACCUAUCCGGAGCGGGGCAGGCUGGAGCGCCAGUGCCUGUCGGCGGUGUCGCUGGUCAAGUCAAACAAUAAUCUAAUCAACACUCCAGUCUGGAUACUCGUGGUCAAUGUGGUGGCCAUGGACAUGCUGAGGAGUCGCCUGCAGACGAUGCCCAAGUCGCUGGACGCGCUCGGCAUGCGGGUGCCGCUGGCGCAGAGCAGCGAGGAUCCCUACUCGACGAUCGAGAGCCAGGUGGGCCUCAUCUAUCCAACGCCCGCCGCCUCCGAUGACUCGCAGAACUCGCAGCACUCGAGCCACAGCAGCAAGGGGCGACGCAGCGUGUUCAGCGCCGCCUUCCUCAACGAGGGUCCCUACAUGCCCAAGCCGGACUACGAGGCUGCCGGAUCGCUGACACCCAUCUAUGCGGAGAAGAAGCGGCAGAAGAGCAGCGCGCAGCAGCGCAAGAAGCAGGACGAUCCCUACUACUGCGGCCUCCUGGCACGCAUUCCCAACUUCAUCAAGUCCUCGAAGCAGCCGUGCAGCGGUGCCAGCAAGCCCAAGAAGGAGCCGAAGAUCUCACGCAAGGUCUCGGCCCAGCACCUGCAGCAUCAGCAGCAUCAGCAGCAGUUCCUGCAGCCGCCACAGCCCAUUCCCAUAGCCACCUUCCACCACUCGUACUUCCCCUACAAGCACUAUCCGGCACAGCAUCGUCUCUCGCAGUCGCAGAUGUCGCUCUGGGAUGCCCGCAGUCUGAUCAGCGCACAUGAAUGAACGACAUGGAUGGGCCCUAAUUUAUUCAACGUGUAGCAUUAGUUUUACGAAUAUUUAGUCAAAGUUUACGAUAUAAAAAUGAUCAGUGGAAUGCAUUUCGCUCAGUUUUGUGAUAAAUGAUGCGAAAUGCAGCCAUUUACUACACAUUUAUCAGCAGUUUACGUUUAGGGAACCAGAGAGAUUUAAUAAUUAUGCAAUUUGUAAUAACUAAUUAAAAUUUUGCCAUAGUUUUUUUAAAUCGUUUAAGACUGAGAGAAUGUCCUAGAGCACAAUUAAGCGCGAGAGACCGAAUAGCCAGAUGGGAAUGAGAUUGAGAAUGUCAUAAUGUCAUAAGCAAGUAAUUUUGCUACUUUAGGCAAGUCCAAUUUAUUGUUUAUUUUUUAUUAUUUUGCUGUACAUAAAUUUCAUAUGUAAAUAAGUUCGAAUAAA